Messenger RNA from Desarmillaria tabescens, 1044 nucleotides. RefSeq lists its product as uncharacterized. The record is from RefSeq and is a predicted model, not a curated record. Bases 86 to 967 code for a protein of 293 amino acids. Lineage: Eukaryota; Fungi; Basidiomycota; Agaricomycetes; Agaricales; Physalacriaceae. The transcript has 2 exons.
AAUCUUCGCACCGAAUAUUCGGAGUUAUUGUGGUACAAGUAUUAACUAACUGGCGCAACCCGCUUGGGACUGUAUCCGCAGUACCAUGAACAGCGCGCAUAAUACCUCAAAUAUUCCCUGCGAAAUUUGGCUUGAAAUAUUCAAGCUUGCCUGUAUGGAUGGCCGCUCUACUUGGCGCGCUCUCUCCCUAGUCUCUAGGCUCUUCUACAAUCUUGCCAAAGAAACGCGAUUCCAUAGCGUUUUUGUGUACGGCCUAAGUCAACUAAACGCCCUAUAUUCGGUUCUUUGCGAGACUUCUCCGACGUACAGACGCGUUCACCAUUUCUAUUUCGACAUGGAAGUACAUCCGAACGAUUCUGAGAGUUCCAAAAAGGAGUUGGCCGCCUACAGGUCGAAUCGUGCUGUAUUUGACUUUUAUCAGGAUCACCUGUACGAGCACCUCAUGGACAUGAUGUCUCCGACGCUUGAAACACUCCAUGUUUAUCACAGGGGGUUUUGCGGCAGCGAUAUGCUGCCGCCAGUGUCGCUUCCCUUCCUUGUAGAGUUGUCAUUUCGUGGGCCGUUUCCCGUUCAUGUAUCGGAGAAUGGGCACCUAUUACCGGUCUUUCCUCGCCUUCGAUACCUCCACUAUGAGGAUUUUGACGACUAUCCCCCUGAUUUAUUUUCCCGCCUUGCUCGUCAGGCACCUUCACUUACUCACCUCUACUUGAAACCUACACGACCGUCCAGACGGCUCUACGCCGAACUGGAAAAGUCUUUGAGUAGGGCGAAGGGUGAAUAUCCACAUCCUUGCAUGCGCAUGGACUUUCCGUUCUCUGUUCGUAGAGUGUACAUAGAAGUGGGUCCGGAGGUGUUUUCUGUCACUAAGGGGACGAUGAAUCUUCACGGGAUGACAUUAGAGAGGCUGUCUUCUGUUACCUGCGGUGAUACGAAAGUCGUGGUGACGAUCAAUGGAACUGAUGCAUAGCAUAGCAUAGAUAGUUGUAAAGCAUUCGGUGAAGAACCAUGGUGACGGGUUGAAGUUUGGAAGACAGUGCGUCGUAG